UUCCCUAAUUCCCUUUUGCCGUGAAGCUGUUAGACCCAAUGCGGCUGCCGUAGGGCGGGGUAGCAAGAUGGCGGCCUCUGCCUUUGCCGGUACGGUGAGAGCAGCAUCAGGAAUCUUACGGCCCCUGAAUAUUUUGGCGUCUUCAGCCUAUCGAAACUGCACCAGGAAUGCCUGUCUUAGUUCUACACUGUCCACCCGACAUUUUAGUCAUGUGCAGACACCAGUUGUUUCCUCUGCUCCCAGGCUCAUCACAUGUGUCAGAAACCUGACAUGGGGGCAUACGGCAAGAAUCUUCAAUAGAGUGGUCCCCUUGCUUCCAAAUAUCCUGAAGCUACCAGUCAGAACUGUAACAUACUUCAGUUCACGAAAAGGCAAGAGAAAGACUGUGAAAGCUGUCAUCUAUAGGUUUCUUCGACUUCAUUCUGGCCUUUGGCUAAGGAGAAAGGCUGGUUAUAAGAAAAAAUUGUGGAAAAAGACGACUGCAAGAAAAAGACGCUUGAGGGAAUUUGUGUUCUGCAAUAAAACCCAGAGUAAGCUCUUAGAUAAAAUGACAACAUCUUUCUGGAAGAGGCGAAACUGGUACGCUGAUGAUCCUUAUCAGAAGUAUCAUGAUCGAACAAACCUGAAAGUAUAGAUCAGAACUUUUAUGAUUUCCGUUACCGAAUAUGUAUCUUUGUGUAUAUGAUGUCUUUGCAAAAAUGAAAUAGUAUAAAACUUGAUGUAAAUUGUACCCACUGAUACGGAAACAUACAGUACCAACAUUAAAGUUUUAAAACUUAAUGGA
Molecule: messenger RNA, 784 nt
Organism: Ceratotherium simum simum (southern white rhinoceros)
Lineage: Eukaryota; Metazoa; Chordata; Mammalia; Perissodactyla; Rhinocerotidae
Gene: MRPL35
Product: mitochondrial ribosomal protein L35
Biological process (GO): translation
Cellular component (GO): ribosome; mitochondrion
Molecular function (GO): structural constituent of ribosome
Source: RefSeq, a predicted model, not a curated record